AUUAAUUACAAGUUUUUCAACAAAAAAAUAAGUUUUAAUAACAAUUAAUACAAGCGUUGAAUGCAUUGAAUGAAUAGUAAUAACAGUAAUAAUGCUAUCGAUUAGUGACGAGCAAAAGGAGUCAAUCGUACGGCUGAUGAACGCUAUAGUGAGCGACAGUCCGCGAGUCACUAAUCUUAACAAUCGGUCGAUAGUUAGCCAGAAGUUAGUGAAACUCAUCCACUAUUUUGAACACUCAAUCAGCGAAGGCAAUAAGAGUCUUCUGGUACUGAAAUGUGUGUCGUUUGAGGCGCUGAUCGAGAACUGGUUACUCGACUACUACUUCAUAUAUUAA
Messenger RNA from Medioppia subpectinata, 334 nucleotides. NCBI's taxonomy places the organism in Eukaryota, Metazoa, Arthropoda, Arachnida, Sarcoptiformes, Oppiidae. The record is from the annotation of a GenBank genome assembly.